AUGUCGGGAGUCGUGUCGGUCUCUGAGGAAGGAGCUGUCUCGCUGGAUCCCUCCCGAGUUGACGAGUACCAGUUGGCUGUUGAAGUGAAAGACAUGGGCGACCAGAAACUUGGCCACUUCACACGUGUUAACGUGACCAUCCGUGUAACUGAGAACAUCUGGCUUCCCCCACCUGCUGUCACCGUGUCAGAAAACCAUGCAGGCCCCUACCCCAUGGUCAUCUCCAAGGUGCAAUGGAAUGCGGACGGUGCCCGUUACCACUGGAGCGGCCGCACGGCCAACUGGCAGAGCCAUUCAGCAUUGGUGACGAUGUACUUGUUGCUGAUCAGUGCUGUGGACAAGGCGGGGAUGCUGUAUGAUGAGCCUCUGGAGCUGACGGUCACAGUCAGUGAUGUGAACGACAACGCACCGGCUUGCUUCCCCCACAGUUACCGGGCAUUGCUGAGAGAGACGGCCCCCGAGGGCACGGAGCUGGUGACACUGGGAGCUGUGGAUGCUGAUGAUCCCAGCACAGAGAACGCACAUCUCUCUUUCCGGCUGGUGAGGCAGACACCACUGGCCCCCGGUGACCCCGUCUUCACUGUGACCCCUAGCGGCCUGGUCACAUUGGCCACAGCCGCCCACAACCGCACCGCGGCCCGGUACUCACUGAACAUCACCGUGACUGACCGCGGGGGCGAGGAGGGAGUACGGCCCUUUCACUGUCCCGAGGACACAGGCCUGGCCUCUCCCAUAGCCACGCUGAACGCCAGCGACGCUGACCGUCCCGGUACAGACAGCUGGUUCAUUACCUACACCUUCCUGUCCGGGAACCACAACCACACAUUUCACAUUCUGCACGACAGAGAGAGUAACACAGGCCGCUUAGUGCUUAACAAGACCCUGGAUUACGAGACAGAGCGUGAGUUCACGCUGAUCAUCGCUGCCCGGAAUGAAGUGGAGCUGGUGGACAGUGUGUACGGACCAAGCGGCACUGCCACAGUCAGCGUCACCGUGCAGGAUGUGAACGAGCCCCCGGUCUUCACCCACCGCCAGUACCAGGUGUCGGUGCCCAGAGACAUCACUCCCGGCAGCUCACUGCUGACCCUCAGCGGCUACGAUCCCGACACCCCUCAUACCCCCAUCAGGUAUCACCUGGAGAAAGACAUGCUCGGGUGGCUUUCAAUCGACGGCUCAGGGACGGUGAGCACGGUGCGGGGGCUGGGCUGGGAGCUGGCGGGGACCACCUACACCGUUUUGGUGGUCGCUGAGGACACAGAAAAUACAUCUUUAUCUGUCGCUGUACCUCUGCUCAUUCACCUCGAAACCCCGACAGAGGGACCGGGAUUGGGCCGGGAGGGGCUGGGGUCGGGGCUGGUGCUGAAGAAAACCUCGGGUGGGGUACUGUGUACCCCUCGCCGUGAGGCGCAGUCGCUCAGUAUCAGGGUCACCACACGGGAGGGGACAGAGCCUGCAGCCCCCCUGGUGCUCACCCUCGCCUCGGACGCCCUGAUACAGAGAAACUGGCGGCUCCAGCAAACCAACAACACACACGCUUAUCUGACCUUUGGGUUCCGCUGGGUGACUCCUAGGGUCCACCUGGUCGCUAUUGUCGUUUCAGUCUCUGGCCCAGCCACAGCAAGUCAGAGCCAGAGCCUAACCCUCCCAGUGACGGUGUGUACCUGCGGCUCCGGUGAUUAUUGCCGGAUGGAGCUGGAGCCGGUGACGGGCAAACCCACCAUCCUGUCGGCCGUAGCCAUCCUGGGGGUGCUUUGGGAGUCGCGGCCUUGAUCCUGAUGGUCACCUUCACCCAUCUGUCUGUGAGGAGGAGGCGGGAGAGUGUGAAUCCCGAGGCCCUGCCUCUCCAGCCCGCUCGAUACUAAUUGGACAGUGAACGUUCGCUGAGGUGGGGCCACAUACCAGUGCUGUGAUUGAACGUUCAGCUCUUACACUUCUCCUCCAAUCAGGGUUGAUCAUUCAAUCAGUCACUUUCCUAUCUCCCUGGGACCGCACAGACCAGCGUGUAAACCGUGUGUAAAUCGUGUUGAAACCACGUGUGCUUUAUGAAUUUGGGUGCAACCAAAGUCUAAAUGCAUGUGUACAAAGGAAAUUCUAUGUACAAUGUGUAAACCAUGUGUCAAUUGUGUGUAAACCCAUGUGUACAGAGGGAAUUGUAUGUGUAAACCAUGUGUCUGAGACACCAUUCGGGGUGGAGGGCACUAUAUAAAUCCAAGUUGUUGUUGUUGUUGUGUCCAUUGCGUGUAAACCCAUGUGUACAGAGGGAAUUCUAUGUAUAAACCAUGUGUAAACUGUGGGUACAGAAGGAUUUCCAGGUGACUUGACUAAUGUGGCUUUUCAACAAUUCCUUUCCAUUGGUGGUAAAUUAUGUAAUUAAAGGUGACCCACCCCAUGCACAUGUGUUUGCCCAAUACACAUGGUUUACACAUGGUGCAGUGUUGACCCCAGUGACUGGAAUCUCUAGUUCUGACACUGAUUGUUAAAUACAUUAUGAGAUAAUUACGUCACUGCUUCGUGCUGUCCGGGUGCGUGUGACGUGCUGCUGCAUAAACCAGCUUUGUGUAACACUGAGAUUGAUUUUGCGAUUGUUCCAUGUGUUAAUUAUCACAUUGGGUGAACCAGAGGGGAACCUUCUCUCUUCCUGUCUCUACUUUCUCUCUCUCUGUUCUCACUGGUGUUGGUCGCAAAGCCAGGCUUGAGAUGAUAGAAUUCCGGACAGCGGCUGGUUUGGCAUUCCCAUCUUCUAUGUCCCAAAUCUCCGGGAUCCUAUCCGCUGAUCUGGUUGAUGGAGCUGGAAUUCCUGUGUAGCUGCUGUUCGCUCUGCCUCUGUGCCGUUGCUGUGGUGAAGGUCUCAGGGCCUUGUGUGAUAACCACUGAGAUAGUUUCUCACCAUCAUAAACCCACCGGCGUCUGGUCAGUCCCCCAGCCUAGGGUUGCUCACGCUCUGAGUCUCUGCACUGUCUCUGCUUUCCCCGUCACCUCCUGCUAAUCUCAGAAUCACACUCACCGCUUUGAUUUUUAUAAUUGAUUGUCAGAUCAGAGACUUGCCGUUAAUCCCAAUGCAAAUACUCACAAUCUAGCAAAGUGCCUAUUAAACCACUGAGCACCGCUCACUCACACAGUC
This is a messenger RNA of Callorhinchus milii (elephant shark), 3121 nucleotides long. RefSeq names its product cadherin 16, KSP-cadherin. The transcript is spliced from 12 exons. Bases 1 to 1770 code for a protein of 589 amino acids. NCBI's taxonomy places the organism in Eukaryota, Metazoa, Chordata, Chondrichthyes, Chimaeriformes, Callorhinchidae. The record is from RefSeq and is a predicted model, not a curated record. Gene Ontology annotation, molecular function: calcium ion binding; cadherin binding. Gene Ontology annotation, biological process: multicellular organism development; adherens junction organization; cell morphogenesis. Gene Ontology annotation, cellular component: adherens junction; plasma membrane; catenin complex.